UUCCCUCUCCUCCUGCCUUGUGUCUGUGAGCUUCCAUUUCAGCCCGCCCAGCCUGUGCCUCUCUCUUUCUCCCAGUCUCUCUCACUGAGUCUCACACUCUACAGCAACAAUGAAAACCUCCAAGCAAACUACAUACUCAAUGCGCUCCUCCACCAGCGGCAGGCCUGCUGCUGUAUCAGUGUCCCGUACCUCUGCUCCUGUCUACAGGGCCUCGUCCCUCCACGGCGGGGCCGGCGGAAGCCGCAUCAGCAUCUCCUCCGGCUUUCGCAGUGGUCUGGGAGCUGGAAUGUCCGUGGGCUCCGGAGUAGGGGGCUUCUCCAACAGCGUCCAGGUGAGCUCCAGCGGGAACAGCGGCGACAUCAUGGGCAACGAGAAGUUCGCCAUGCAGAACCUGAACGACCGUCUGGCCAACUACCUGGAGACGGUGAGGAACCUGGAGCAGGCCAACCAAAAGCUGGAGAUUAAGAUCAAGGAGGCCCUGGAGAAGAGCGGCCCCGACUUCAGAGACUACAGCAAGUACCAGGCCAUCCUGGACGACCUGAGGAGAAAGGUGUUUGAUGCCAACUGUGACAAUGCCCGCCUGGUUCUCAACAUCGACAACGCUCGCCUGGCGGCUGACGACUUCAGAGUAAAAUUCGAGUCUGAGCUGGCCAUCCGCCAGUCUGUGGAGGCCGACAUCGUCGGUCUGAGGAAGCUCAUCGAUGACACCAACAUGAGCCGCAUGAAUCUGGAGAGCGAGAUCGAGUCUCUGAAGGAGGAGCUCAUCCACCUCAAGAAGAACCAUGAAAACGAAGUAAUGGAGCUUCGUAACCAGAUUGCUCAGUCAGGGGUCCGCGUGGACGUCGACGCUCCCAAGGGACAGGACCUGGCUCAGCUCAUGACAGAAAUUAGGGCCAAGUACGAGAAGAUGGCGCUGAAGAACCAGGAGGAACUGAAGACAUGGCACGAAUCUCAGAUGGUAGAAGUGCAGACCCAGGUCAGCCACAACACAGAGGCCCUGAAGGGUGCCCAGACAGAGGUGAACGACCUGCGCAGACAGGUGCAGACCCUGGAGAUCGACCUGGAGUCACAGAGGAGCCUGAAAUUGUCUCUGGAGGGCACACUCAGGGACACAGAGAUGCGUUACAACAUGGAGAUCGAGUCCCUCAACGUCGUCCUCCUGGGUCUGGAGGCGGAGCUCACGCAGCUGCGCAACAGCAUCCAGCUGCAGACGCAGGAGUACGAGGCCCUGCUCAACAUGAAGAUGAAGCUGGAGGCCGAGAUCGCACAAUACAGACUGCUGCUGGACGGUGGAGACUUCAGGCUCCUGGACGCUCUGGAAGACCAGAAAACAGUGAAGACCAAAGUGAUGACCGUCACACAGACCCUGGUGGAUGGCAAGGUGGUGUCCUCCAGCACAGAGACCAAAAAUGUUUGAGUGCCUUGAGGCAAACCCCUCAAACAAUCCCUUUCAUAUGCAUCAUGUCACUAACAUAUGAUCAGGCCAAAAUUGUAUUUCCAUUCGGAUCUCCUGACUUUCUUAGUCAUACAUCACUAACUCUCUCUAGCUGCGAUUCGUUCGACUGUCUGGGUACAGUAUGUUUGUCUGUAUUCCACAGACUGAUAAAUGAAAAACAAAAAAAACUGGAUGAGAGGAAAACGAAAUCAUCUUUUAUUUAUUUCAUCACAAUGUUAUUUAUGUGUUUGUCUACUGACCAGUGAUCAGAAUUCAGAAUUAGAGAGCCCUGCCGAACUUUGUCAGAACAAAACUGAUUCAAGACGCCGAGACUAUUUCAAAGUCCAAUGAGAUGCAAAACAUGUUUGUUUUUUUGGGUUUUUAUAUUUCAUCAUCUUUGGUUGUUGCCUGUUGUGCGGUGAUGCUCAGACAUUUCAAUAAAGUCCGUUUUGGGAAUGUUU
Molecule: messenger RNA, 1896 nt
Organism: Scophthalmus maximus (turbot)
Lineage: Eukaryota; Metazoa; Chordata; Actinopteri; Pleuronectiformes; Scophthalmidae
Product: keratin, type I cytoskeletal 18-like
Exons: 7
Coding region: 110-1417 (435 amino acids)
Biological process (GO): intermediate filament cytoskeleton organization
Cellular component (GO): keratin filament
Molecular function (GO): structural molecule activity
Source: RefSeq, a predicted model, not a curated record